AUGCCUCAGCUACCAUACUGGCAACUUCCAGAAUUCUCGCGGGAUCGGAGCGAGGAGCAGCCGCUAACAUGGAGGGUGGCCUUUUUGCUUCCGUUGGAAGACACAGAACGGGAUCUGUUCAUGAAGAGACUUGUCGUUGUCGACAACUUGGAGAACUGGCCUGAUCGACCUGUCGCGCAGCCUCGCCGUCUUCUAGAUGUCCCCUGGCUAUUUGAUUUCACACCCGAUUCGUCUAUUAUCAGCGCCAUCUUUGAGCAAGGCGGGAAUGAGCCGCUCAUUAUCAUUGAUGAACAAUCGAAGAUGGAUGACACGGCAAUCCUGUUGUAUCGCAGUGAGGGUCAGGAUGACCAUCGCAUUUUGCGCGCACCCAUCAAUAGAGCAAACCUACUGCUCAGUGCUGCAGCGGAAGGGACGAUUGAUUUGAAGGGUGAAGACUUUCAGCCAUUGGGCUAUGAUACUCCAGCUAUUAUGAAACAAGGAAAACAAAAUGUGCAAGAACUAUGGCCUGUCUUUGUCAUAGAAGCCAUGACUCCCGAGGAAUUCGAAAGACUCAGGAGCUACGCCGAGGAGAGAAUGGUCGAUCAAUAUGAAUACAGCGAGUGGUUCCAUGUAGCUGAAAAACUCGAGUCACCGGAUAUGAAAGGCCUUCUAGCAUGGUUUGAGUCUCCGGACUUUGAUUUUGACCAUCCUCCCCCGUUCUUCCUCGCUGUGGACCGCUGGAGCUUAGAAGUUGCGGAUGAUGAGGAGCCAAUCACUGAUCUCUGGGCUGAGUGCAUAGUUGCCUCAGAAGGUGGUGAGGGAUAUUAUUUGACAGAUGAUAAGGAGGAUCGUUACGCAUCUUGGCACGCUGGAUACGGAUCUGAUCGUAUGGAUUUUGAGGAUGCUAUUAUUAUUUGCAUGAAUUUGGAGCAGCGCAAUAGGUCCUUCGUGGAAUUGUUUCACGGUGCGGAAUAUGACCACUGGAAAGCAUUGCAUUCAUGGGCGGAUGGAACCCCUCGAUUUGGGGGGUUCGAAUGCCCAGAAGGAAGGGCAUAUUGGCCUAGCGAGGAAUGGGAUAGCUAA
Messenger RNA from Penicillium waksmanii, 1062 nucleotides. RefSeq lists its product as uncharacterized. NCBI's taxonomy places the organism in Eukaryota, Fungi, Ascomycota, Eurotiomycetes, Eurotiales, Aspergillaceae. The coding region runs from base 1 to 1062 and encodes 353 amino acids. The record is from RefSeq and is a predicted model, not a curated record. The transcript is spliced from 2 exons.